Messenger RNA from Neoarius graeffei (lesser salmon catfish), 2367 nucleotides. RefSeq names its product fermitin family homolog 3 (gene fermt3a). The transcript is spliced from 15 exons. The record is from RefSeq and is a predicted model, not a curated record. Gene Ontology annotation, biological process: regulation of cell-cell adhesion mediated by integrin; platelet aggregation; integrin-mediated signaling pathway. Gene Ontology annotation, cellular component: cell-substrate junction. Gene Ontology annotation, molecular function: integrin binding. Bases 119 to 2044 code for a protein of 641 amino acids. Lineage: Eukaryota; Metazoa; Chordata; Actinopteri; Siluriformes; Ariidae.
GGAUAGAGAAUGACAGAGAGACAGGAGGAAGUGACAGAAGAGUCAAACUGUGGAAGAGAGAGUGACAAAGACCAAGGGCGUAGUCUGUUAAGUUGAUUCUUGACGACCACAAACCAGCAUGGCAGUGUGGGAUCUGUCCAUCACCGUAGAGGAACUGGGACCAGAAGCUCCACCUCUUAAAGUCAGCGUCACAUCUGACCUCCAUAUUGGAGGUGUCAUCCUUAAAAUCGUUGAAAAAACACAGAUUAAGAAGGACUGGUCAGACCAUGCGCUUUGGUGGGAGCAGAAGCAGCAGUGGUUGCUGAGGCCGUCGUGGACACUGGAUAAGUAUGGGAUCCACGCUGAUGCUCGUCUCUGCCUCACACCCCAGCACAAACCCCUGAGGUUGGGCUUGCCCAAUGGACUCACCCUCAGGCUCCUCGUCUGCUUCUCUGGCCCCAUGUUCCGCAGCGUGAUGGGCAUCUGCAGGCUGCUCAAUAUUCGUCAUCCAGAGGAGCUGUCACUCCUCAGGCCGGAGGAAGAGAAGAAGAAAAAGAAGAAGAAGGAUGAGGAAGAGCAGGUGUAUGACAUCACUUGUGCACCACUGUCUUCAGGCUCUAUUUUAAAGCUGGCCAAUGGCAUGCCUGCGUUCUUUGCUGGAUCUCCUGAGAUGGAGGCAGUGUAUAAGAUGAUUUCAGUGAGUCAGCCAGCUCCAGCCCCUGAGACCAUCGCAAAAAUGUACAGAUCAACCAGCAGGGUGGACAAAGCGCAGGUUAACGGCAGGUGGCUCGAUUCAUCUCGUGCUCUCCUCCAGCAGGGUGUCAAAGAAGAAGAAAAACUCUUGUUGCGCUUCAAAUAUUACAAUUUUUAUGACCUAACACCACAGUUGGAUGCUGUGCGUUUGACUCAGCUGUAUGAACAGGCCAGAUGGGCCAUUUUGCUGGAGGAGAUCGACUGCACAGAGGAGGAGAUGAUGCUUUUUGCUGGCUUACAGUACCACAUCGGGAAAGCUUCCCUGACCGAGCAGCUGGUUGAGACUUGUCCUGCCAUGGAUGACCUGGACUCAGCUCUGCAGUGCCUGGAGGUCAAGAUGGAGACAGAGAGCAGUGCAGAUGAGAUGCUGGAUACUAUGACAGCGCCGGAGCUGCAUGACUAUCUAAAGAUUUUCAGACCAAAGAAGCAGACGUUGAAGAAGUACAAACAGUUCUGGUUCACCUUCAAGGACACGUCUAUUUUGUACUAUAAGAGUAAGGAGGAGAGCUGUAAAGAGCCAAUACAGCAGAUGAACCUUAAAGGGUGCGAGGUGGCUCCUGAUGUGAGCGUAGCUGCCCAAAAGUUCUGUAUCAAACUUCUGAUUCCUGAACCAGACGGCAUGACUGAGGUCUAUCUGCGCUGUGACAACGAGCAACAGUACAGUAAAUGGAUGGCUGCAUGCCGUUUGGCGUCUAAGGGAAAGACCCUGGCUGACAGCUCUUUCUCCAGUGAGGUCCAGAGUAUUCAGUCUUUUCUGGCCAUGCAGAGGACCACGCCAGGAAAUAAGACAGCCCCGAGCGACGAGAGCAUCAACACACACAGCCUUGUCUCUCCGCGCUACCAGAAGAAGUACAAGCCCAAACAGCUGACCCCUCGUAUUCUAGAGGCCUAUCAGAACGUGGCACAGCUCUCACUAACGGAUGCGAUCCAGAAGUUUCUGCAGAUCUGGCAAGCUUUGCCUGACUUUGGACUCUCUUAUUUUGUGGUGAGGUUUAAAGGGAGCCGUAAAGAUGAGAUCCUUGGUAUCGCCAAUAACCGUCUGAUCCGCAUCGACCUGAAUGUAGAGGAAGUAGUGAAGACAUGGAGGUACAACACGAUGAGACAGUGGAACGUCAACUGGGACAUUAAACAGGUCGCCAUCGAGUUCAACGGUAAUGUGAACGUGGCCUUCAGCUGUGUGACGGCAAAUUGUAAGAUCGUGCACGAGUACAUCGGCGGCUACAUCUUCAUGUCCACGAGAAACCGGGAGCAAAACGACACGCUGAACGAAGAGCUCUUCCACAAGCUGACAGGAGGUCAUGAAGCUCUUUGAAAGAACAGAUGCAGUACAAUUUUGAGACUAUAGAAAAUAUCAGGAUAACUGCAUUCUUCCCUCAAAGCAGUUUUGAAAUCAUCGUGAAUGGCCUUAGUUUUAAAGUGAGUGAAAACUGAUCAUAAGAGAUACAUUUUCUGCAUCCAAAAGCUUCCUUUUUUUGUGACCCACUAAUCCAGCAACACUAUUGACCCACGUCUGGACAUACAAGUAGUUACUGUCUACAUAAAAAAAAAAAAGUUCUCUUUCACUUCAAGGUCACGUUUUGUCAUCAUGGAGAUGUUGUAAUCAGUCGUAACAAAAUAAAACCAUAAACCACCAAA